Molecule: messenger RNA, 1068 nt
Organism: Aspergillus costaricaensis CBS 115574
Lineage: Eukaryota; Fungi; Ascomycota; Eurotiomycetes; Eurotiales; Aspergillaceae
Product: cytochrome P450
Exons: 3
Coding region: 1-1068 (355 amino acids)
Molecular function (GO): monooxygenase activity; oxidoreductase activity, acting on paired donors, with incorporation or reduction of molecular oxygen; heme binding
Source: RefSeq, a predicted model, not a curated record
AUGUACGAAGAAAUGGAAUACGCAUUGGACCAAGAACUGGGCAGCUCACACGAAUGGCACCCCCUGCCCCCCCUCCCCACCCUCCUCCGCAUCAUCGCCCUCGUCUCCGGCCGCAUCAACAUCGGCCUCCCCCUCAGCCGCUCCCCAACCUGGCUAGCCCUAUACACCAAAUACCCACUGACAAUGAUGUCCUCAAUAUCCUCUCUCAUGCAAUACCCAGCUGUGCUCCGCCCCCUAGCACAGCACUUCAUCCCCUCACUACGCGAACUCGACUCCAUCCGGAACGAAAUCAUUACCCUCCUCACACCGGAAUACGAAGCUAUUCUCUCAGGUAAAUCAGACCGAAAUACCAUGGUGAGGUGGAUAUGGGAUAACAGCGAGGAACACGAGCGGACAAGAACCUACCAGAGCCACGUGCAGGCGAUGAUGUCCAUCGGGACGGUGUUGGCGAAUGCGGCGGCCGCGGCGCAGUGUCUGGUGGAUUUGGCGGAGCAUGGGGAGGAGAUGGUGCCGUUGCUGAGGGGGGAAUUUGAGCGAGUGGUGGGUGGUGGUGAUGGGAUAAGUAAGCAGGCGUUGAGCUCGUUGAGUAUGAUGGAUAGCUUUGUUAAGGAGUCGCAGAGGGUUAGGCCGCCGGGGGCGGUCACCUUCGAACGCAAAGUCCUGGUACCAUUUACUCUCCCAGACGGCACGCAACUCAAGGCGGGCGAGCAUAUCGCGGCGCCGGCGUUCCAUGUUGGCUGGGAUCCGGAGCAUAUUGAGAACCCGGAGGUGUUUGAUGGGUUGAGGUUUCAUCGGUUGAGGAGUCAGGGUGGGUUGUCUGCUACUAGUACUGGUAAGUACCACUAUGUGUCUGUGAAUGAGACGUCGUUGAAUUUCGGGUAUGGGCGGAAUGCUUGCCCGGGACGAUGGUUUACGGCUUUUCAGAUUAAGUUGUUUCUGGGGCUGUUGUUGACGAAGUAUGAUGUUGCUUCUGGGGGGACUUUGGGAGAGGGGAGUAAGAAUGGGGAUGAGGGUGAGGACACGGUCUGGAUUAGAAGGAGGAAGAGUGGUGAUGAUGGUACUAUAUAG